AAACUGUAUGCUGCUAGUGCAGUGUGCAUAUUUCCCCGCCGAGUCAAGCGGGAUUGUCUGUGUAUUUGGCGAUAAAUGUCGCACAGUUGAUCAGAUAUCGCAUAUGAUUUCAGCAACUGGCGUUAGUUAAGUUAAAGGUGCUUGCUCUCUGUGCAUGCUAAAAAGCUAAUCGACUAGCAGUAGUUAGCUUCAUUUCAGUGAGCUCCCCAACUAACAUGAAUUUCACCCUUGAUGCAGCUAGCCAGUUCUCAAUGUAGCAUUAGCGUCAACAGAAAGUCAAAGGCAGCCUAGUUUCCGACAUCAGUUGUAAUGCAUUGGGCUGCCCUUUUCUGUUGAAGUCUGAAGGCGGAUUGUCUGCCAGUGACCGUCUGAAUUUCAAUUCAGUUGUGUAUUUUGGCAUUGUAUUCUUUGCUAGCGGAUUUAGCUAAAUUUAGCGAUAACCACGGCGGAGAUAGCCAAGAAGCAGCUUACAAAAGCUCAAUGCACAGCGCCUUCAAGUCAGUGCAGUCUCUCGUUGUAGCAGAGUUGCUACAUUAUUGCCAGGUGUAGCGCGCGGGCAUUCCAUCAACCUGAACCGAAGUUGUCAGCUGUUUGUGAAUGAUGUUUUGAUGCUGUCGUGCGGGCAGGGAGGCGUUCCGAGAACUUGUCAUUGCGUGCCAUCUACCAACAAUUAACGAUGACAGCGAGUGCAGUCUUGUCGGCUGUCCUAGCUAUUGGAAUAACAGCACUUUUCUCGGCCGUUCACAAAAUAGAGGAGGGGCACAUCGGAGUUUAUUACAGGGGAGGUGCACUGCUGACCACGACUAGCAGUCCCGGCUUCCACCUUAUGCUACCUUUCAUCACCAGCUUCAAGCCUGUACAGACUACUUUACAAACGGAUGAAGUUAAGAAUGUACCAUGCGGCACAAGCGGGGGUGUCAUGAUUUAUUUCGAUCGCAUAGAAGUGGUGAACUACCUAGUGGCUACAGCUGUGUACGAUAUUGUUAGAAAUUUCACAGCGGACUACGACAAAGCCCUGAUCUUCAACAAGGUCCACCAUGAGUUGAACCAGUUCUGUAGUGUGCACACACUACAAGAAGUUUACAUUGGCCUUUUUGACCAAAUAGAUGAGAACCUGAAGAUGACCCUGCAGGAGGAGAUCACCAACAUUGCACCCGGCAUCAUCAUUCAGGCAGUUCGAGUGACCAAGCCAAACAUCCCAGAGACCAUUCGCAGGAACUAUGAGCUGAUGGAGAGCGAGAAGACCAAGCUGCUCAUUGCGGCAGAGACCCAGAAGGUUGUGGAGAAGGAGGCCGAAACGGAGCGCAUCAAAGCAGUUAUCGAGGCUGAGAAGCUUGCUCAAGUGGCUGAGAUCAAGUUCUCACAGAAAGUCAUGGAGAAGGAGACGGAGAAGAAGAUCUCAGAAAUUGAAGACUCUGCGUUCCUUGCCAGACAGAAGGCCAAAGCUGAUGCAGAGUUCUACUCGGCGCAGAGAGCAGCCGAGGCCAACAAGGUCAAGUUAACACCAGAGUACUUGCAGCUGAUGAAGUAUAAAGCCAUCGCCACCAACAGCAAGAUCUACUUUGGCAGCGAGAUCCCCCACAUGUUUGUGGACUCUGGCUCCUCGGGGACGCCCCUGUCCUCCAAAGCCAUGGACAUGCUGUCCGAGGGCGUCCUGGACUUUGAGUGA
This is a messenger RNA of Engraulis encrasicolus (European anchovy), 1669 nucleotides long. It is a transcript of the gene erlin2, whose product is annotated as ER lipid raft associated 2. Gene Ontology annotation, cellular component: endoplasmic reticulum; endoplasmic reticulum membrane. The coding region runs from base 677 to 1669 and encodes 330 amino acids. Gene Ontology annotation, molecular function: cholesterol binding; ubiquitin protein ligase binding. The record is from RefSeq and is a predicted model, not a curated record. Gene Ontology annotation, biological process: SREBP signaling pathway. Lineage: Eukaryota; Metazoa; Chordata; Actinopteri; Clupeiformes; Engraulidae. The transcript is spliced from 12 exons.